AUGGGUUGCAUUAGCUCGAAGCAGGCGGUCCGGGCAGCUGCCAACGCUAAUGCGGCGGGUUCCUCCCCUGUUUCCGUUCACACGACGCACAGCAUCAACAACAACAAUAACAAUAAUGGCGCGGCCAUGACUGUGGUGGCCUCACGCUCGCUGAGGAACCAUUCUGGGGCGUUGGAGUUGGAUAGCGUUAAGAUUAGGAAAGAAGAGGGAUCAGAUGAUCGGAGCCGCGAGGUGAAGAAGUCGAAGAAGGAUACCUCUCGUUCGCAUUCGAAGAGCUCCUUCAGCUUCAAGCUCGGGUUCUCUCACAGGCACGUGCAGGCCGAGCAGGCCGCCGCCGGGUGGCCCACUUGGCUCACCGCUGCCGCAGCCGAGGCCAUCAAUGGUUGGAUCCCUCUCAGAGCUGAUUCUUUUGAGAAAUUGGAGAAGAUCGGACAAGGUACGUACAGCAGCGUGUUUCGAGCGCGAGAAGUUGAAAGUGGGAGGAUGGUUGCACUGAAGAAGGUGCGAGUUGACAAUUUUCAGCCAGAGAGCAUAAGGUUUAUGGCACGAGAAAUAAUGAUUCUCCGCAGACUGGACCAUCCAAACAUCAUGAAAUUGGAGGGGCUUAUUACUUCUCGAUUAUCAAGUAGCAUAUACCUUGUGUUUGAAUACAUGGAACACGAUCUUGCAGGACUCGUAUCCAGCCCUGAUGUCAAAUUUAGUGAAUCACAGAUCAAGUGUUAUAUGACACAGCUAUUAUGUGGAAUUGAGCACUGCCACUUACGAGGUAUAAUGCAUCGAGACGUUAAAACAUCCAAUAUUUUGGUAAACAAUGAUGGGAUUCUGAAAUUGGGGGAUUUUGGAUUGGCAAAUGUCGUUAGCCUAAAGAGCAAGCAACCUCUGACCAGUCGUGUGGUUACUUUAUGGUAUCGUCCUCCUGAACUUUUGAUGGGGUCAACGAGUUAUGGAGUAUCGGUGGAUCUCUGGAGUGUGGGCUGUGUAUUUGCAGAACUUCUCAUACGGAAGCCUCUCCUAAAAGGGAGAACUGAGGUUGAGCAAUUACACAAAAUUUUCAAGCUUGUUGGUUCUCCACCUGAUGAGUUCUGGAAAAAGUCUAAACUUCCUCAAGCAGCUAUGUUUAAACCUCUGCAUAAUUACGAAUGCUGUCUCUCGGAGAAGUGUAGAGAUUUUCCAACAACUGCUGUGAAACUAAUAGAAACUUUGCUUUGCGUAGAACCUCAUAAGCGUGGGACGGCAUCCUCUGCCCUCAUGUCUGAGUAUUUCAACACAAAGCCCUUUGCAUGUGAGCCAUCAAGCUUGCCAAAGUAUGCCCCUAGCAAGGAAAUCGAUGCGAAAAAUCGUGAGGAUGGACGAAGGAAAAAGGCUGGUGCUAGAUUGCGAGAGCCUGCAGCUUCAAGAAAGCCUAGAAGAGUCCGGAAAACUUUGCAAGAAGCAAACAGUAACAGUAAAUUAGCAUCAAAAGAGGAAACGCAAGAUCAUGCUCAACUUGCUCAGAGAAGCAAUGGCAGUGAUGCACAUAUUCCCAAACGAAGAGGUGUUUUUGUGCGUGGAGAGGCACUAAAGCCAUCACUUGAUACAAUGUCAGAGACUUCCCAAAUGAUAAAUCCUUCUCAAGGGGACAGUGGAUAUUCAGGCCCGGCACAAGUCUCAGGAUCAACCGGGUUUACGUGGGCAAAAAGGCGAAAGGAGGACGCUACAUCCACAAUAUCAGACGGAUCAAAGAGCAAAAUCAGUGCAUUAGAUCCAUACUUUGCAAAAUCAUCUUACGUAACCAAAAAAGAGAAUGAUCUUUUAUGCAGGGCUGUUGCCAAUUCCAUCGAGAGUGCCAAGUUUGCAAUGAAGAGGCAGCAACGCCACCUUGACCGGCCGGAUUCUUUCGACUCGUCUGAGACAUACCAUUCUCCUGACGUAUCACCAGUAUUUAGUCAAAUAGGAGAAACAGAUGCAUUGAGCCCGAAAUCCAAUGCUGGUGGCAAAAGCAGAGGUGGCCACAUUGAAUUCUCAGGACCGUUGCUCCAUCAACCACAUAAAUUUGAUGAACUCCUGCAUAAGAAUGAAGGUCAUAUUCGUCGGACAGUUCGCAGAUCAAGAUUUGAAAGAGAUACCUGAAUUCAUGAAGAAAACAAAAAACUAAGAGAUGUGAAGGUGUUCUUCCAGUAGCACCUAUCAAUUGUUUUUUACAUUUUGAACUUGUUUUUACAGAUUGAUGGUGCAAGGUUUGUAGGAUUUAAGGAGAAUGAUUGCCGGACUCAACUCGUCAACCCUCCGACACUGCCUUCAACGGCGGCAGCUCCAUCUUGCUGCUGACAGGGUUUGGGAUGUUCUCAUAUCAUUUGUAAUAUAAAAGAAGAGGCCAAAGUUCAUACGAAUCUACACAAUAUGAUGAUUCAUCACUUAGAUAAUUGAGUAAUUUCAACUGCG
Alnus glutinosa is the source of this 2421-nucleotide messenger RNA. Its product is annotated as cyclin-dependent kinase C-2 C-like. Gene Ontology annotation, biological process: positive regulation of transcription elongation by RNA polymerase II; protein phosphorylation. Gene Ontology annotation, molecular function: ATP binding; RNA polymerase II CTD heptapeptide repeat kinase activity; cyclin-dependent protein serine/threonine kinase activity. The transcript is spliced from 9 exons. Bases 1 to 2109 code for a protein of 702 amino acids. Gene Ontology annotation, cellular component: cyclin-dependent protein kinase holoenzyme complex; nucleus. The record is from RefSeq and is a predicted model, not a curated record. Lineage: Eukaryota; Viridiplantae; Streptophyta; Magnoliopsida; Fagales; Betulaceae.